AUGAUCGUUGGAUUAUUUGCACCGAUCUUCUUAGCUAUACAAUUUUUUGUAGCUAAGAAGAAUCAUGUCACCGUACUCGGAUGGAUCUGUACAUCCGUUUCGAUCGCUGUUUUCGCGGCACCUCUUAGCGCCGUGAUACAUGUAGUUCGUACGGGGAGAGUAGAGUCCAUGCCGAUAGCUCUUAUCGGCUGUCUCAUUGUCAGUGCCGGAGCUUGGCUUAUCUAUGGUUUUCUCUUGAAGAAUAUUUACAUUUAUCUCCCCAAUGUGAUUGGACUCGCAUUGGGAGCCAUUCAGCUAUCCGUAUAUGGUCACUAUUCUCGUACUGGUCGGCGGCAGUCAGAUAUUGAAGUUGUCGAGGAUGUCGAGGAGAUUGCUCCAGAAUCAGAUGUUGAGGUUGAAUUAGUGGAGCAACAUGGCCGCCUGGUAGAGGUGGCAGGAGGAGCAUCAGCUUUGGCCACUGCAGCGGUUGAUGAUGAUGCUGCCACUGCACCUGUUGAUGAUGAUGCUGCCACUGCAGCUGUUGAUGGUGAAGCUGCCGCUGCACCUGUUGAUGAUGAUGCUGCCACUGUCGAGGAUGUAAUAGUUGAGAAAGUAAUUGUCGAGGAGAAUGUGAAUGACCUGUCGAAUCCGGUUGUUGCUGCGAAAGAACGGAUGAAACGUAGGAAUCACAUUACUGCUGAGCUUUUGAGUGAGGAACAUGGAGUUAUUUCAAAUAAUAUAUCAGCUGCUGAAGUGAAAUAUCAGGCAAAUGAGAAUUUUGUUGAAGACGGGAUUCACAUUGAGCCUUUCAACCUAGAUAAAGAAAGGGAAGAAGGUUAUUUCGAUGCAUCCGGGAAUUUUGUUGAAUAUGUAAGAGACGAUGAGAUUAAGGAUGCAUGGCUUGACAAUGUUGAGAUUGAUCCUAGAUUUGCUGGAUUAAGCACUGCAGCAACAAAAGAUGAAGAGGAGGCCCAAGAACUUUCUUCUAAAGAUGUGGCAAUCAUGAAGAGGCGCAUUGCAAAUGUUCUUGAACCAGAGGAAACAGUCUUGCAAUGUUUGAGAAGGUUAAAAGGGAGUGGUGAUAGAAAGACAAAAAUGUCUGGUGAGACUAAGAUCGUAUUUGACCAACUAACUGAGGAUGCUAUGAAACUUAUGGAGAAUGGUGAAUAUGAUGUUUAUCAUGAAAAGAAAGAUGUUUUCGAGCGAGAAGCGGAAGGAUAUGAGGAAUUAGCCAGGGCAAGAGGAGAAGGAACAUCUUCACCUUUGGCCGGUGCAGAUGAUUUUGAUAUGUUUGCUGAUGAUGAUUCUGCCGCUAAACCAUCUACAAAUGAAAAUAAUGCAGUUAGUGAACCGUCAUCAGAUGCCAUUAAUUCUGGUACAGAAGGUGGAGCUUUGCAAAGUGAUUAUGUGUAUGAUGAAUCUUCUGGGUAUUAUUACAGCAGCAGUCUGGGCUAUUACUAUGAUCCAAAUACAGGGCUUUAUUGCUCUGCGGAAUCAGGGAAAUGGUACUCAUAUAAUGAGGAGGCUGGCACCUACGACGAAGUUCCCGAGGUUUCAACCAAUUCGAGUUGAGGGGCUUGUUUAAGGGGAGGAUAGACAAUUUAUAGCAUAUCCACAAUCAUUGUCUUCCAAUGGCAAUUUACAAAAAGAAACAUCAUUUAUCUUUCUGCACAUAUACUUUGUUGUGGGAAACUUGUUGAUGUGCUAAGCCAACUGUUUUUCUUCUGCCUUUAUCGUUUAAGGUUGCUGAUGUGUAGUAGCUUAAAAAUUCACCAAAGCUGAUCCCAAAAAAGCAUACUCUCUUGACCUGCGAGUCCCAUAGCAUAUUCUUGUGUCUUGUAGUGGAAGCCUCCUUGUGAUGGCGCCGGAUCCGACGUGAAAACCCCAUGAUUUGCGAAAACAAACAUAGAGGUAGUCAGUUUACCCUACAAAGUGCAAAUAUAUUUAUGCUCAUGCAAUUAUUGGAUGGCUGUUUUUUUUUUGUUUGUCAAUUUUAGGGCUUUACUAUUGGAUGGCUGUUUUUUGUGUCAAUUUUAGGGCCUUUCCGUAGAUGAAAUGACAAGUGCCAUUGAAACUCUCACGCACAAUUGUGAGGUUUUGAGUUUGAAAUAAUUUUGAAUUUGUUUGA
Messenger RNA from Trifolium pratense (red clover), 2107 nucleotides. RefSeq lists its product as uncharacterized. The record is from RefSeq and is a predicted model, not a curated record. NCBI's taxonomy places the organism in Eukaryota, Viridiplantae, Streptophyta, Magnoliopsida, Fabales, Fabaceae. The coding region runs from base 1 to 1551 and encodes 516 amino acids. Gene Ontology annotation, cellular component: U5 snRNP; membrane. The transcript has 12 exons.